Messenger RNA from Drosophila biarmipes, 538 nucleotides. RefSeq lists its product as uncharacterized. Lineage: Eukaryota; Metazoa; Arthropoda; Insecta; Diptera; Drosophilidae. The record is from RefSeq and is a predicted model, not a curated record. The transcript is spliced from 3 exons. Bases 30 to 410 code for a protein of 126 amino acids.
AAAACUAGUUUCCAUUGUCCAACCUCAAGAUGAAGGUCACCAUUGCAAUUCCAGGACUUUUUAUGGUUCUUUUCUGCGUCCUACAAACGCCGACUAUGGCCGAAGAUUGUAAUAUCCAAUUGCUAUUUAAUAAAUCCGCCGAGUUUUGUGAAACAUUGGCCUUCUUCAAUCUAGAAUUUUGCUCAAAAUUGUCUUCGGGUCUCAGCAACCAAAACCUCUUGACAGAGCUCCAAAAUCAAGAAAAAUUAUUUUGUUCUCUACCCUUUUUUUCAGAAAUUUGCAAACUCUGCGAUUUUGCAUCCCUGAUUUCAGCUAAUCAGAAUAUCUCGACUUCUAUCGAAAAAUCCAUUGCAGGCUCAACACAUACUUUUGCAGUUCCUGAAGUUCUUUCUCAAGGAGGACUCUUUUAGGAGACCGUGCCUUAAACGGCCUGGGCAACUGCAAAUCAACUAAGCCGGAAAAUUGAAUUUAUAACACCUUAUUUUCCUUUUCACUUUGGCAUGCCAGCCAUUAAAUAUAUUUACCUAGCAUUGCAAAA